This is a messenger RNA of Electrophorus electricus (electric eel), 2330 nucleotides long. It is a transcript of the gene cpne7, whose product is annotated as copine VII. Lineage: Eukaryota; Metazoa; Chordata; Actinopteri; Gymnotiformes; Gymnotidae. Gene Ontology annotation, molecular function: calcium-dependent phospholipid binding. Gene Ontology annotation, cellular component: plasma membrane. Gene Ontology annotation, biological process: cellular response to calcium ion. The record is from RefSeq and is a predicted model, not a curated record.
CGUCCCCGCCGCUGCUCGCGACUGCGCCCGAGUUUCGGAACAUUUUACCUGCGGCGGAGGAAAGAUUUAAAUACACCGAGAGCGUCAGCAGGAGGAUUUCACCGUGGAGGGUAGCAUUAGCUACCUCAUGCAUCUCUGAGACCUAAAGCUCUCCAUAUGCUAGUUCUGAGUCCAUUCACUUCAACCACAGCAAACCUGAGAACGAGAUGACCACACCUCUGGCUUGUUUACCAAGUGAAGGUCUUUGAAUUGGCUUGAGAGCUGCUCCCUUGUAGAGUGAAAGAUCCCUACGGCCGCGUCUGCAAACACUGAUCGGUUGUUGUCCAUCCACGCCGAGCAGCAAUGAGCGAGUCUCAGGAAGCGACUUCUCCCGUGGCCGGCAUCGGCGGUCCUGCCGCCUGUGUCACCAAGGUGGAACUGCGGGUGUCCUGCAAGUCCCUGCUGGACAGAGACACGCUCAACAAGUCUGACCCGUGUGUCAUCCUCAUGGUCCAGGCCCAGGGACAGUGGACUGAGCUGGAUCGUACGGAGGUAAUCAAGAGCAACCUGAACCCGGUCUUCGCCAAGGUGCUGCUGCUGGACUACUACUUCGAGGAGGUGCAGAAACUGCGUUUCGAGGUCUAUGACAUUCACGGGACCCACAGCAUUGGGACGCGUGACGACGACUUCCUGGGUGGUGUGGAAUGCACACUUGGACAGAUAGUAGCUCAGAAGAAGAUGAUGAAACCUUUGUUAUUGAAAUAUGGAAAAUAUGCUGGGAAAUCUACAAUUACAAUUCAUGCAGAAGAAAUUUCUGGCAAUAAUGGAUACGUUGAGCUCUCCUUUUGUGCCAAGAAGUUGGAUGAUAAGGAUGUUUUCAGCAAGUCUGACCCAUUCUUGGAGAUAUACCGGGUCAACGAUGACGGCACGGAGCAGCUCAUACACAGGACAGAAGUAAUUAAGAACAACCUGAAUCCCGUAUGGGAGCCAUUUAAAGUCUCUCUCAUCUCCCUGUGCAGCUGUGAUGAGGACCGGAAAUUAAGGUGCCUAGUGUGGGACUACGAUUCCAGGGGCAAGCACGACUUCAUCGGCGAGUUCUAUGCCACAUUCAGAGAAAUGCAGAAAGUAUCUGCAGGGAACAAGGUCACAUGGGAAUGUGUCAACCCCAAAUACAAACUAAAGAAGAAGAACUACAAGAACUCUGGCUUGGUCAUUCUCACUGAUCUCAAGCUUCACAGAGUGUACUCCUUCCUGGACUACAUUAUGGGAGGAUGCCAGAUCCAUUUUACAGUUGCCAUUGACUUCACGGCAUCUAACGGUGACCCACGCAAUAGCUGCUCCCUGCAUUAUAUCAACCCGUACCAGCCGAACGAAUACCUGAAGGCUCUGAUAGCUGUAGGGGAGAUAUGCCAGGAUUAUGACAGUGACAAGAGAUUCUCAGCCUUGGGCUUUGGCGCACGAAUUCCACCAAACUAUGAGGUGUCACAUGACUUUGCCAUCAACUUCAAUCCAGAGGAUGAUGAAUGUGAAGAAAUUCAGGGGGUGGUAGAAGCCUACCAGAGCUGCCUGCCCAAGAUCCAGCUCUAUGGACCCACUAAUGUGGCUCCCAUCAUCAGCAGAAUAGCCAGGCAGGCAGCCGGGAAGGAGCCCAUCAAAGACGCCUCCCGCUACCAUAUCCUGCUGAUCCUCACGGACGGGGUGGUGACCGAUAUGGCGGACACGCGGGAGGCAAUCGUACGCGCCUCAUACCAGCCCCUGUCGAUCAUCAUAGUGGGAGUGGGGAAUGCCGACUUCACAGAUAUGCAGAUCCUAGACGGUGAUGACGGCGUCCUGCGCUCUCCGAGAGGCGAGCCCGUUCUGAGGGACAUUGUGCAGUUUGUGCCAUUCAGAGACUUCAAAACGGCUGCUCCCGCUGCCCUGGCGAAGUGUGUCCUGGCUGAGGUGCCCAAGCAGGUGGUAGAGUACUUCAGUCAUAAGGCCAUUCCACCCAUGAGUCCCGUAUUGGACUCCACCCCCAACUCCAUCGCCAACACCCAGACUAGCUCUCCCACUCAAGCCCCGCCCUCCGCUCGGCCCUUGCACAACCACCCCCCGGCCCUGGGUUGCCAUGCGAGGUUGUCACGGAGAGGGGUGUCGCCACAAACACCACAUUGUCGAUGGUUUUUUUUCUCCUUUUUCCCCGCUCUUUUCAUACAUAAUACAUUUACGCAGACUUUGUAGGGGUGGGGGUUGAAAGGCUGUGCCUGGAUCGUAUCCUGAUCCAGAUGCAGUGUCCUGGAACCUGUCUGUCUGAUGCAUGAGAACCAGGAACGCAGGUCACUCCCAUGUGGCCCUGACCCCUGACCCCUGAC